Messenger RNA from Heterostelium album PN500, 1512 nucleotides. Its product is annotated as protein serine/threonine kinase. Gene Ontology annotation, biological process: peptidyl-serine phosphorylation; intracellular signal transduction. Gene Ontology annotation, molecular function: protein serine/threonine kinase activity; ATP binding. NCBI's taxonomy places the organism in Eukaryota, Evosea, Eumycetozoa, Acytosteliales, Acytosteliaceae. The transcript has 5 exons. The coding region runs from base 1 to 1512 and encodes 503 amino acids. The record is from RefSeq and is a predicted model, not a curated record.
AUGAAUAGUAAAGAUGAGAGAAUUCAACAACAAAUCAGUCAAUCCGAAGGUGGUACAUUGAAUAAUGCAACGAAUAUGAAUAUGAACAGCGACUGCAGUCCAACAUCAAUAAGACCAACACCACCAACAACUGCAACAACACCAACAAUCGCAAGUAAAUCAACAAACAACAAUAUGAUGCUCUUUGUAAAAGAAAAAGAUUUCAACUCUGAGGCACUCAUAAGACAACAACUAUCACAGCCUGCACCCAACUCAACAAAGAAAACCAAACAGGAUUUCGAUUUCAUUAGAACAAUAGGAAAAGGUAGUUAUGGAAAGGUUAAAUUGGUUAUUGAAAAAGAAACAGGAAAAGGAUAUGCAGCUAAAAUACUAAAUAAACAACUUAUACUCAAAGAGAAGAAAGCAAAAUAUGUAAACACUGAAAAAACAAUACUCGAUUCACUUGAUCAUCCAAACAUUGUUAAACUAUUCUAUACUUUUCAAGAUGAAACAAAUCUAUAUUUUAUAUUGGAAUACUGUCCGAAUGGAGAUUUACUCGAACAACUCAAGAAAUGUAGCUGUUUCGGUUUGGAUGUCGUUAGAUUCUACUCUGCGGAGAUACUGCGCGACUUUGAAUACCCGCCCAACUUUGAUGCCGACGCACAAGACCUGGUCGACAGACUGCUUAACCUGAAUGCAGAGCAACGUCCUUCCUUCCAAGAGAUACGGUCGCACCAAUUCUUCCGGGACAUCGACUUUAACAACCUUGCCAAAUGUGAUCCUCCAGUCAUAGUUCCAAUUGAUCCUGUUUCUCCUACUACAACAACAGUAGCCAAUCUUAGUAUUAACAACAACAACAAUAAUAAUAACAUCAGCAAUAAUAACAACAAUAUUAGUUCCAAUCAAUUACAUAGAAUUAGAUCACAAUCUGAAGCAAUUCCAAACAAUCCAUUAUUUAGUGAUAAUCAUGUUAUUCUAAGAGAAAGAUCUUCAUCACAAACAACAACUACUACUUCUUCCACUACUUCAAGUUCAACAUCAAAUUCUAAUAUAAAUUCAAAUACAAUUACAGAAUCAAAUAUAAACAGUCCUUUACAUCAAAAUAUAAAUAGUAAUAGCAACAACAACAAUAAGAAUAAUUGUAGAAUAUUUAUAUCACCAACAGAACUGUUACUUGGUGGAAAAGAGGUAAAGAAAGAACUGAGAGAGGAACAGAAAGAUAUAGUAUGGAACAGAUUCCUUUUGCCAAACAAUGAGAUCAUACUGGCAAUAGCAACACUCGAGAAGAAAACAGGUUUAAUAACAAAGAAGAGAGUGAUGAUAAUAACAGACACACCAAGAAUCUUUUAUGUCGAUCCACACAAGAUGAUAGUAAAAGGUGAAAUUCCCGUUGAUUCAACUCUAUCAGCUGAAUCAAAGUCAAUGAGACAUUUUAGAGGAAGACAUAAACACUUUUUUGAUUUAUACAAUAAUUGUAAGAGAUGGGUAGAUUAUAUAAAUGAUUUAAAGAUGUUGGGUGUUGUAAAUAAAUAA